GCGAAAGAAAACGCGUGCUGAUACGUCUGAUUACCUGCAGAUGGGCCGACAUGGCGUCAUCUGCCUCAUGGGGCUCUCGCUCUCUGGACACGCGCUGAUCACCGCCCCCGGCCGGAUUAGCGAGGCGCUUUCGGCAAUAUGAAGAAGAACUUACUUUCUA
Messenger RNA from Amoebophrya sp. A120, 160 nucleotides. NCBI's taxonomy places the organism in Eukaryota, Dinophyceae, Syndiniales, Amoebophryaceae. The record is from the annotation of a GenBank genome assembly.